This is a messenger RNA of Aureobasidium pullulans EXF-150, 974 nucleotides long. RefSeq names its product putative riboflavin biosynthesis protein Rib7. The transcript has a single exon. NCBI's taxonomy places the organism in Eukaryota, Fungi, Ascomycota, Dothideomycetes, Dothideales, Saccotheciaceae. Gene Ontology annotation, biological process: riboflavin biosynthetic process. Bases 18 to 836 code for a protein of 272 amino acids. The record is from RefSeq and is a predicted model, not a curated record. Gene Ontology annotation, molecular function: 5-amino-6-(5-phosphoribosylamino)uracil reductase activity.
UUUCAACAACGCACAUCAUGGCAAGCCGCGGAGAGCUGCUCUAUCCUGAGAGUGACCGGGUGUUCCUGGAACCUUAUCUACCUCCACCUGACCGUCAAGUGAAAGAUGCAGGUGUGCCUUUCGUCACACUCACUUUCGCGACAUCGCUUGAUUCGGCUUUGUCUCUGGCUCCUGGUGUGCAAACAGCUUUGUCGGGUCCACAAUCGAAAGCCAUGACACACUACCUUCGCUGCAGACAUGAUGCCAUCAUGGUCGGUGUUGGUACGGCAAUCGCAGACAAUCCCAGUUUGAAUUGCAGGAUUCAAGGUGUCGGUGGUUAUGGAGGGGAAGGGUUGGUAGGACAGCCAAGACCUGUUGUUGUUGAUCCUCUUGGAAGAUGGCAACUGACUUCUGAGACCAAAAUCCUGAAGCUUGCCAAAGAAGGACGAGGCAAAGCGCCAUGGAUCCUGACCACAAAGACACCAGAUUCGGAAAAUGCCAGGCUGUUGGAAGAGGUGGGUGGAUGUUACAUUGUUCUCGGGUCACGCACUGGAGCAUCAGAAGAGAGGCCUUCAAUGACUUGGCUCGAUAUGCUACGAGCAAUCGGUACGAGAGGUAUUGGAAGCAUCAUGGUUGAAGGCGGUGGCGUGAUUAUCAACUCUUUGCUAUCGGCAGAGAACGCGGAACAUAUCAGCUCUGUGAUUGUGACUAUCGCGCCUACUUGGCUGGGCCAGGGCGGUGUUGUGGUGUCUCCACCUAGAACAGAAGGUAGCAGUCUUCCAGUUGCUCGGCUCAGGAAGACAAAGUGGCAGCAACUAGGUGAUGACGUGGUUCUUUGUGGAAGUCUGGGCGCUUGAAAGACGCAUUGCUCGUUGAAAAGGGAAGAAGCAAUGGACAGACUAUGGCUUUCGCUAUUCCUGCAUUGCGGCCAGUCGAAGCAUUUUCUGUAGUGAAGGCGUCGGGGCGCGUCUGCCUUGGGCUCGUCUCUGCGAGUU